AUGUCGGCAUUGAAAGACAAAGCCGAUUGGCAACGAAAGGUAUUUGAUGAGAGCAUAGUUGGGAAAUGGCGCCUGGAGGCUCUGCAAUUCAGCGCUGCCCGUAAACCAGAAUCCGCUGACGAGGUCGUGACCAAUGCCUGGAAGAAGACUGAAGACAGCGGGGAAAACGGAGAGAGUCUCGACCUCGAUGGAGAACAGCGGCAGACGAUUAUAAGCCAAGCAGUCUUCGACUAUUGCAUCGCUGAGCUCCGCGACAACGCCAAACAGGACCGGCAGCGUGGCUUCACGCAGGCUAUCGACGCCAACGCUUGCGUAUUCAUGUCUGACAGCGCUAUCCCGAGUGCAACGAAGACAGCUUUACAACAAGCAGCGGCGCGACUGGAAGACGUGAAAGCGCAUCAGAAAGACUGGCACCCGGGAUCAGAUGGCAAAGUACUCGACCUCGUGCAUCCUUCGCUCUUCCCACUGCUGUAUGGACGUUCACGCAUGAUGCCAACAGGAGCAGUGCCAACGGAGAAGUGUGCAUGGUAUACAGGCCGAGGGUCGAUCGUCCCUGAGGCAGACAUCCAGGACACCGAUUACAGCGAUCAUUUCCAAUGGCUACCCUGCGACGUUGCUACCAGUGACAACGGUCGUGCAAAGAUUUCGAGCUACAUUAACAACCUGUAUCCCCAUGGAAAUAUGGAUCUGUAUGCUGCCAUCGAGGAUGUGAUCACAGCUUCUGUGCCACUAUGGACCGAGACACUGCUGUCCACGCAGUUCUUGGCAACACAUCGUAUCAAGGAUGACUUUGGUGAUGGACGCAUCGAGAAGCCUAGGCCGAGUCGUCGCAGCGACGAGGAUGAUGCACACUACGACGAUUGGCACAAUGCCUAUGAUGCCGCGAUCCCAGAGCCCAAGACGUACGCGCUGCGUCAGAGGGUCCAACCUAAAGUCUUCGUGCCUGACGAUCCAAACUACAAGGACCCUGGUCAGAAAACAGCUGCCACCAAGGGCUGGCGGCUGAGCGAUAUCGAUCAACCCCUCAAGAACCCCAGCAUUGAGCCGUCGCAAGAACAAAUCGCAGAAGGUGAUGCGGCCAUGGAAGAGGAAAGGAAGCGGCUUCAGAAUGUAUUCCAGAAGCAAGGAAUGCAGGUCAUCGUCAAACUGGCCAACAUUCACCUCACGCCGGACAGGCCCACGUAUGAUGGUGGCAGCUGGCACAUCGAAGGGCAGCUGAACGAACACAUCGCUGCUAGCGCGUUGUACUACUACGACACAGAGAACAUCACUGACAGCUACCUCGCAUUCCGCGAGGGUGUCGACAAAGACGAGCUCAACGACUACGAACAAAGCGAAUGCUACGCCCUCAUGGAGAUCUACGGCAUCAGGAACUACUGGGGCAAUGCAAUCCAAGUACUUGGCAUGACCAACACGAGAGAAGACCGACUCCUCGUUUUCCCAAACGUGCUCCAGCAUCGCGUCAGUCCCUUUGAGCUCAAGGACAAGGCCAAGCCCGGACAUCGAAAAUUGCUGGCCCUUUUUCUCGUUGAUCCCUUCAUUCGCAUUCCCUCAACAAGCAACGUUCCGCCGCAGCAGCGGGAGUGGUGGGCAAGAGCCAUGGAGGAGAAAGGAACUCUCUCGCAGAAGCUGCCAAUGGAGCUCGUGGACCAGAUCAUUGAGGAUGUGGAGGAUUUUCCGAUUACUCUGGAGGAAGCGAAGGAGUUGCGCGGGCAGCUAAUUGAAGAGAGGAAGGUUUACGUGAAUGACUCGAUGCAGCCUUAUCAGAAUGAUGGGUAUUGCUUCUGUGAGCAUUGA
Fulvia fulva is the source of this 1797-nucleotide messenger RNA. RefSeq lists its product as uncharacterized. Lineage: Eukaryota; Fungi; Ascomycota; Dothideomycetes; Mycosphaerellales; Mycosphaerellaceae. The transcript is spliced from 3 exons. The record is from RefSeq and is a predicted model, not a curated record. Bases 1 to 1797 code for a protein of 598 amino acids.